Messenger RNA from Fulvia fulva, 2436 nucleotides. Its product is annotated as Vacuolar transporter chaperone 4. The record is from RefSeq and is a predicted model, not a curated record. Gene Ontology annotation, biological process: polyphosphate metabolic process; vacuole fusion, non-autophagic; vacuolar transport. The transcript has 3 exons. The coding region runs from base 1 to 2436 and encodes 811 amino acids. Lineage: Eukaryota; Fungi; Ascomycota; Dothideomycetes; Mycosphaerellales; Mycosphaerellaceae. Gene Ontology annotation, cellular component: vacuolar transporter chaperone complex; fungal-type vacuole membrane.
AUGAGGUUCGGACAACAGCUACGGAGCUCCCUGAUCAAGGACUGGUACUACUACUACAUUGCCUACGACGACCUCAAGAAGAGCCUGCGCACCGACUUCGAGCACACGCCGGCCAUCGCCCAGUCGCACAAGAAGAAGCAGCCAUGGAGCGAGGAGGACGAGCAGCGUUUCGUGAACAAGCUCGAGCAGGAGCUGGACAAGGUCUUUACCUUCCAGAAGGUCAAGAGCCAGGAGAUCAUCCGCCGCAUCAAGGCCAGCGAGAAGGAGGUCAAUGACGUCAUUGCACGAUCGGAAGCUGCCCAGGUCGGCGGCAACGACCAGGCCAAGGCAGAUGCGCCGACAGAGGAGGAGUUCUUGCUGCUAGAGGAAGACUUGAGCGAUAUCAUCGCCGACGUACACGACCUCGCCAAGUUCACCCAGCUGAACUACACUGGCUUCCAGAAGAUCAUCAAGAAACACGACAAGGCCACCAAGUGGCAUCUCAAGCCAGUCUUCGCCGCCAGACUCAACGCGCGACCCUUCUUCCGAGACGACUACGACGAGACAGUGGUGAACCUCUCGAAGCUCUACGACCAAGUCCGGACGAGAGGCAGCCCAGUCAAGGGAGACUCAGGCGCCGGUGGAAAGCAGCAGAACUUCGUGCGACAGACGACCAAGUACUGGGUGCAUCCGGACAACAUCACCGAGCUGAAGCUUAUCAUCCUUAAGCAUCUUCCCGUCCUGGUCUUCAACCCAAGCAAGGAAUUCGAGAAGAAGGACUCUGCCAUUUCAUCCAUCUACUACGACAACCCGGACACAUGGGAGCUGUACGAGGGUCGUCUGAAGAAGACGGAAGGAGCUGAGGCGAUCCGUAUGCGGUGGUAUGGUGGCAUGGACGUCGACACAAUCUUCGUCGAGCGCAAAACACACCGAGAGGACUGGACGGGCGAGAAGUCGGUCAAGGCACGAUUCUCCACAAAAGAGAAGAACGUGAAUGCAUACCUCAAGGGUGACAUGACAACCGAGCAAAUCUUCGAGAAGGCACGCAGAGAGGGCAAGAAGAGCGAGCAGGAGCUCAAUGACCUGGAGCAGCUGGCCAAGGAGAUCCAGUUCCGUGUCAUCGAUCGCAAGCUGGUGCCCGUAUGUCGUUCCUUCUACAACCGAACGGCCUUCCAGCUGCCGGGUGAUGCGCGUGUGCGUGUCUCACUUGAUACUGAGCUUUCCAUGGUGCGCGAGGACAAUCUGGAUGGCCGACAGAGAGCUGGUAAGAACUGGCGCCGUAUGGACACCGGCAUCGACUAUCCAUUUUCUCAGCUUCCGCCAGAGGACAUCGAACGCUUCCCAUAUGGUGUCCUAGAGGUGAAACUGCAGACUGCUGCUGGUCAGGAACCUCCCGAGUGGAUUCGUGAGCUUACCGCCUCGCAUCUCGUUGAGGCCAUACCCAAGUUCUCGAAGUUCAUCCACGGCUGCGCAACGCUCUUCCCCAGUCGCAUCGACCUUCUGCCCUUUUGGUUCCCACAAAUGGAUGUCGAUAUUCGGAAGCCUGUCAGCCACAAGUUUGGCAUUCAGCGACCUGGACACAGCACAGACGCGAGCACGAGUACUGCCAUGGACGACGAUACCGAAGACGAACUCGAUCAUGAUGACGAAGAAGAUGAUGACAGAACGAUUGGUAAUGGUAAUCAGGACGAUGAGAAUGUGCGAAGGCUUCGCGCAGCUCGAGAUGCAUUGGAACAACACGAAGAAGAUCGCAACAUGCACCACGCGAACGGAAACGUGAUGGACGAGGAAGAGCGCAUGUCACAUAAGCCACUCAUCUCCGCCGAGGACGACUAUCCACUCUACGACUCUGAUGAUGAAGAAGAGGCUGUUGAUCAGGCCAAGAAGAGAGGCGCUUGGGCGUAUAGGUGGCAACUGGUCAAGCGUUACGCUGACAUUGCUGGUGACAAGCUGCUUUUUGCCCUGUCUCACGCCACACCAUUCCCCAAACCGACCGAGAUUCCGAGCCGCGAAAGCACCCUGGGUAUACCGCGUGGUGCUGGUGUAUACGAGAAGCGCUUCAAGGCACCAAAGGGCAAGAAGAUCCACGUCCCCGUGCGAGUUGAGCCGAAGGUCAGUUUCGCAGCGGAAAGGACAUUCUUGGCUUGGCUCGAAUUCUCCAUCAUCCUCGGGUCCAUCGCAGCAACGCUCCUCAACUUCGGCGAUAACGUCUCCAUGGGCGCCGCCAUUGCUUUCACCAUCGUUUCCAUCAUGGCGCUCUUCUACAGCAUGGCCAUCUUCCUUUGGCGAGUGGAUAGGAUCCACCAACGGAAGGCUGUGAGCUAUCAUGACAAGUGGGGGCCUACGUUCUUGUGCAUUGGUCUGGUCGCUUGUGUUGCUGUUGCUGUUGGAUUCCGGUUCGCUAAGGGCGGUGAGGGGGAUCUGAGGGGGAGGCAUCCUGGUGGUAAGCACCCUUGA